CUCUGGGCUGCGGAGCACAUUGGAGCCACCAGAAGUGUCAAACGUUGCUCUCUCCGGUCUAGUUCUGUUCCCCCCCUUGUCAUGUGGACCGCCGUGAGGUUAGCUCUGGGCCGGUGCCCCCGCAUCACCACCCUGCCCGGGCUGCGAUGUUAUCACGGGGACUCGGUAGCCACGCUGGGCACUCAGCAGGACUCCAGUUCUGCCAUCUAUCAGGAAAACUAUGAACAGAUGAGGGCACUAGUAGAUCAGCUGCAUGAACGUGCACAGAAUGUGAGACUAGGAGGUGGUGAGAAAGCCCGAGCACGUCACGUAUCCAGAGGGAAGCUGCUGCCUAGAGAAAGAGUGGACAGCCUGCUAGACCCAGGGUCUCCAUUUCUGGAAUUCUCUCAGUUUGCAGGCUACCAGUUAUACGGUAAUGAAGAGGUCCCUGCAGGUGGCAUCAUCACAGGCAUUGGGAGAGUGUCCGGGGUAGAGUGUGUGAUCAUUGCCAAUGAUGCCACCGUCAAAGGAGGGACCUACUACCCUGUGACUGUGAAGAAGCACCUGCGGGCACAGGAGAUCGCGCUGCACAACAGGCUGCCCUGCAUCUACCUGGUUGAUUCAGGAGGUGCAAAUUUACCUCGGCAAGCAGAUGUCUUUCCAGAUCGAGAUCACUUUGGUCGCAUAUUCUAUAAUCAGGCAAUUAUGUCUUCAAAAAAUAUUGCCCAGAUCGCAGUGGUCAUGGGCUCCUGCACGGCUGGAGGAGCUUACGUGCCCUCAAUGGCCGAUGAAAACAUCAUCGUACGCAAGCAGGGCACCAUCUUCUUGGCAGGACCCCCCUUGGUUAAAGCCGCAACUGGAGAAGAGGUGUCUGCAGAGGACCUAGGAGGUGCUGACCUUCACUGCAGGAAGUCUGGUGUCACUGACUACUAUGCCACGGACGAUAACCACGCCCUUCACUUAACUAGAAAGAUUGUGAGGAAUCUAAAUUAUCAGAAGAAGCUGGAUAUCACUGUGGAGCCUUCUGAAGAGCCCUUAUUUCCUGCUGACGAGUUGUAUGGCAUCGUGGGAGCUAACCUGAAGAGGAACUUUGAUGUCCGAGAGGUCAUUGCUAGAAUUGUGGAUGGAAGCAGAUUCAAUGAAUUCAAGGCCUUAUAUGGAGAAACAUUAGUUACAGGAUUUGCCAGAAUAUUUGGAUACCCAGUAGGUAUCAUUGGAAAUAAUGGUGUUCUCUUCUCUGAUUCUGCACAGAAGGGGACUCACUUUGUCCAGCUUUGCUGCCAGAGGAACAUUCCGCUGCUAUUCUUGCAGAACAUCACUGGAUUCAUGGUUGGGAGAGAUGCUGAGGCGGGAGGAAUUGCCAAGGAUGGGGCCAAGAUGGUAGCUGCAGUCGCCUGUGCCAAAGUGCCCAAGAUCACUAUCAUCAUUGGGGGAUCCUAUGGGGCUGGAAACUAUGGAAUGUGUGGCAGGGCCUAUAGCCCAAGAUUUCUCUACAUGUGGCCAAAUGCCCGGAUCUCCGUCAUGGGAGGCGAGCAAGCAGCCAAUGUGUUGGCCACAAUAGCAAAGGACCAAAGAGCACGAGAAGGCAAACAGUUCUCAAGUGCUGAUGAAGCUGCUCUGAAAGAGCCCAUCAUGAAGCGGUUUGAAGAGGAGGGAAACCCCUACUAUUCCAGUGCCAGACUGUGGGAUGAUGGGAUCAUUGACCCAGUGGACACCAGACUCGUCCUGGGUCUCAGCAUCAGUGCUGCUCUCAACGCUCCCAUUGAGAAGACUGACUUCGGCAUCUUGAGGAUGUAACUGCAGUUAAAGAUGGCUUCCACAGGACAUGCUCCCAGAUGAACACGUUCAUAGCCUUAAAAUUCUAGACUUUGGGUUUUUUUUUUUUUUUAAAGAAUUGAU
Molecule: messenger RNA, 1878 nt
Organism: Suncus etruscus (white-toothed pygmy shrew)
Lineage: Eukaryota; Metazoa; Chordata; Mammalia; Eulipotyphla; Soricidae
Gene: MCCC2
Product: methylcrotonyl-CoA carboxylase subunit 2
Exons: 17
Coding region: 82-1776 (564 amino acids)
Biological process (GO): L-leucine catabolic process
Cellular component (GO): mitochondrion; methylcrotonoyl-CoA carboxylase complex
Molecular function (GO): methylcrotonoyl-CoA carboxylase activity
Source: RefSeq, a predicted model, not a curated record